ACCUACCAUGCUGACAUUUGAACAGAGUCCAGUCGAACGGCCGCAAGAGCCAAUUUGAUGACAACCUGUAAUUGCGCCUCUGCCCUCUCUCGACAACUCGAUGGGAAACGUGACAGGCUCGAUGCGCGCUUUAAAGUGGACCCCCACUGUCGGAAACAUGCACCCACUCGCUAUACCUCUGUCAGUAAAGUUGCACCGCCGCUGACGGGUGCCUUCUUGGUCGCUUCGACCGCUCGCCUCUUUGGAGGGCUCGCUACUCCGUGAGGCAAUAAAAAUCCUCGACAAGGUACCGUGACUGGCAGCUCAUGCCCUUGCCCCUCCCUCUC
Molecule: messenger RNA, 326 nt
Organism: Lasiosphaeria miniovina
Lineage: Eukaryota; Fungi; Ascomycota; Sordariomycetes; Sordariales; Lasiosphaeriaceae
Exons: 1
Coding region: 58-264 (68 amino acids)
Source: RefSeq, a predicted model, not a curated record